This is a messenger RNA of Blepharisma stoltei, 408 nucleotides long. Lineage: Eukaryota; Ciliophora; Heterotrichea; Heterotrichida; Blepharismidae. The record is from the annotation of a GenBank genome assembly.
AUGAAUCGACCCUCUAAUGAAAAAAUUGAAAAUCUGCGAACCAAGCUAAAAAUCAUCAAUUCUAACAUCGUAGAAGCAAGAAAUACACAAAAGAAUUACUAUUGUCAGCAGAAUCCCAGAUCUCAAACUCCUUUAUCAGAUUUGCGAUCCCCAAGAAGCGAAAUCUCAAAGCUUCAAAAAGAAAAUCGAGAACUCGUUCAGAACUACCGCGAAAAAGAAGAUGAAGUUAUUAGGCUGACCAAAAUGGUCGAAGAGCUUCAGCAGCAGCUAAAAGUCUCGAGAGCGCAAUAUCGUGCUGUUUCUGUAGAAAGAGCAUGGAAACGUGAUAGUAAUAAAGAAAACGAAGUUGAAAGAUGGGACCAUUCAUAUGAAAGAUUAUACCAGCAUAGAAUAAAGAGGCUAAUUUAA